AUGGGUUUUUGCUGGAGCGGGGAGUGUGGCAACAGGCCUUGCUGGGCAGGCCAUUAUAUGCCCUGCCAUGCUGAGUGGGUGGGCCCCACUGUGCUGCUCUGCAUCUAUGGUUUCUGCUCCAUGAUGAGGCCUAUAGAGCCUUUCUUGACAGAGUUUCUCACAGGAGGAACGUACAAGAAUCUCACCAGCGAGCAGGUGACUAGACAGGUGUAUCCUGUGUGGACAUACUCCAGCCUGUUUCUCCUCAUCCCAGUCCUCCUGGUGACAGACUACCUCAGGUACAAGCCUGUAAUCAUCCUCCAGGGGUUCAGCUAUGUCACAGCCUUUCUGCUGAUACUCUUUGGCUCGGGGGUCCACUCGGCUCAGUUGGCCUUCUUCGUCUACAGCAUUUCCAUGGCAGCGGAUGUGGCCUAUUUCUCCUACAUUUACAGUGUGGUGCAGCCACGCUACUAUCAGAGAGUGACCGGUUAUGUCAAAGGGGCCAUACUUCUGGGCUUCUCUAUGGGCGCUCUGCUGGCUCAACUGCUGGUGUCUCUGGGUGUGUCCUUGUAUUGUUUGGCUUUCAUUACUGUCAUCUCCCUCUCCGUAGCACUCAUAACUUCCUUUUUCUUGCCCAUGCCUAAGACUAGUUUAUUUCUUAAGGAAACAUAUUCUGUACAACAGGGCAUGUCAGGUGAAGACAGUCACGACUCUGAAAGCCAAGACGUCUACGUAUGGGUGAAGAGCGUGACGGCUGCCAAGCAUGUCGGGAGAAUGUUCAGAAGGCUCGCACUGGACUGUAAGAAAUGUUAUUCCUCUGUGGCUGUGCUCUUCUUCUGCACAUGGGCUGCUUUAGGGAAAUGUGGCUUUUACCAAGUGGUCCAGUACGUCCAGUUCGUCUGGGUUCAUAUACAGCCCCACAACUUCACAGCCUACAAUGGAGCAGUGGACGGCCUCAGCACGUUGUCAGGGGCUGCAGCCACUGUUGCCGUGGGACACAUGUCUCUGGAGUGGUCUCUGUGGGGGGAGCUGGUCCUGGGGGGUUUCACCAUUCUGAUCGCUGGGGCGUUAUUCCUUAUGGAUCUGACUGACAACAUCUGGAUCAGCUACAUAUUCUUCUUCCUCUUCAAAUCAGUUUACAUGCAGCUCAGCACCAUCUGCACUUUUCAGAUAGCCAAGAUGCUGAACAGAGAGCGCUAUGCGUUGGUACUGGGUCUGAACAGUUUUGUGGGCACAGUCCUCCAGAGUGUCCUCACUGCUGUUGUCAUCAACACUCUGCAGCUCACCUUAACCUCCCAGUUCCUUAUCUACGCCUCGUACUUUGUUGCCAUUUCUCUGCUGUUCACAGUCAGAGGUGUGUAUACUGUGAUCAGCAUGAAGCGUGCUGCUGGAGCCAACCAGGAAGAGAGAGACGCCCACCUGCCGGAGGUGUCAACUCUAUGA
Messenger RNA from Centropristis striata (black sea bass), 1422 nucleotides. RefSeq names its product thiamine transporter 2-like. NCBI's taxonomy places the organism in Eukaryota, Metazoa, Chordata, Actinopteri, Perciformes, Serranidae. Gene Ontology annotation, biological process: vitamin transport; transmembrane transport. Gene Ontology annotation, molecular function: vitamin transmembrane transporter activity. The record is from RefSeq and is a predicted model, not a curated record. Gene Ontology annotation, cellular component: plasma membrane. Bases 1 to 1422 code for a protein of 473 amino acids. The transcript has 5 exons.